AGCCCUGGCUGGCCUAGAGAUGACAGCACAGUGACGGUGACGUUUCUACCGUUGUGAUCGCCGACGUAUCCGUUUCGGCAAAAGUGCAAAAUCUGUAUUGAGAAAGGUUUUAAUUAGGUGAAUCGAACAGUAAAAGUGCUCCAGUAUGGAUGAGGAAUACGACGCAAUUGUGCUGGGCACCGGCCUGAAGGAGUGCAUCCUUAGCGGGAUGCUUUCCGUAUCGGGUAAAAAGGUCUUACAUGUCGACCGCAACAAAUACUAUGGUGGCGAAUCCGCCUCUAUCUGCCCUUUGGAAGAACUGUUCACCAAGUUUGGGGCUCCUGCUCCAGACGAGAGCUACGGAAGGGGGCGUGACUGGAAUGUUGAUUUAAUCCCGAAAUUCCUAAUGGCCAACGGUUCGUUGGUCAAACUGCUCAUUCACACUGGUGUGACCAGAUAUUUGGAAUUCAAAAGUGUGGAAGGCAGCUACGUGUAUAAGGGCGGUAAGAUUUCCAAGGUUCCAGUCGAUCAAAAGGAAGCCCUAGCCUCGGAUCUGAUGGGUAUGUUUGAGAAGAGGCGCUUUAGAAACUUCCUGAUCUACGUGCAAGACUUUCUGUACGACGACCCGAAAACAUGGAAGGAUUUCGACCCUAGCACUCAGAACAUGACUGCUCUCUACGACAAAUUUGGUCUGGAUAAGAACACGCAAGAUUUCACUGGGCAUGCAUUGGCCCUGUUCAGGGAUGAUGACUAUCUAAAUCACCCAGCCAUCGAAACUAUCAAGAGGAUCAAACUGUACUCGGAUUCAUUGGCUCGUUAUGGAAAGUCUCCCUAUUUGUAUCCAAUGUAUGGAUUGGGCGAGCUGCCACAAGGUUUCGCUCGUUUGUCUGCAAUUUACGGAGGCACUUAUAUGUUGGACAAGCCGAUCGACGAGCUCGUCUUUGGUGAAGGCGGCAAAGUAAUCGGGGUGCGUUCUGGCAACGAAAUCGCCAAAUGCAAGCAAGUCUAUUGCGAUCCCACUUAUGUGCCAGAUCGCGUUCGCAAGAAGGGCAAAGUGAUUCGUUGCAUCUGCCUGAUCGACCACCCCAUUCCGAACACCAAGGACGCUCUGUCCACUCAGAUAAUCAUUCCGCAGAAACAGGUGGGUCGCCACUCUGAUAUUUACGUGUCGGUGGUUAGCUACACGCAUCAAGUGGCCGCCAAGGGCUGGUUUAUCGCCAUGGUAUCCACAACGGUAGAAACCGCAAAUCCGGAGGUUGAAAUCAAAUCCGGGCUGGAUUUGUUGGGUCCGAUUCGCCAGAAGUUCGUCUCCGUCUCGGACUACUAUGAGCCCACCGACGAUGGAAUUCAGUCUCAGAUCUUCAUCUCAGAGUCCUACGAUGCUACCACUCACUUUGAAACCACUUGCCUCGACGUGCUUGAUAUAUUCAAGCGUGGAACAGGCGAGGAGUUCGACUUUUCGAAGAUCAAGCACGAGUUGGGCGACGAAGAACAAUAAGGCCGGUUGUCUGGUAAGUUCGAGUCAAUGUGCGUUUUGUUGUUAUUUUAAUCGGUUUUAUACACUUUAUUUGCGGAAUUUAUUAUUAGACCCUUAAUGAAAGCUUAGAUAUUCUGGUGUAACUUCAAGUGUGGUGGCCACGUAUUGUGAGACUUGCCAGUUUAAGUACUAAAACUGGAGCUCUCACAGUAGGGUCAGCCACAACAAUAAAAAAGAUAUUAGGGUAAGUUUUUUGUGUAGACUCAUUCCUGAUGUGUACCACCUGUAGGUGGUUGUGUCUCAAAACGAUAAGGUGGAAAAUUGCUUUAUAAAGAGAGUUGUUGUAUUCAUUAUUUCAAAGCACAAGGAAUUUACCACAUGCAUUUGACUGCAGAACUAGAAAUUGCAUGCCAGUCAAAAUCCAUUUUUUGUUGAAAUUUUAAUUGUGAUUCAAAUGUUACUACUUAUAAUAUUAGGACACCUAUGCUAUAAUCCUUAUAAUGUUAAACAUUUAGACUCUGGUCGUGUUAUACGCCGUGUUUUGGAUAGUUAUCUGAGCAUGUAUGUGGAAGGUAAAAUUCCAUUUCUAUUCACCGGUUUCUGUUUAGUUUUUAAGCGUAUCUUCAGGCUUUAAUGCAAUUCCAGCAUGGAGUUGUAGCAUUUCCUUUAAUUAAAUAUUUGAAAUAAACCUGUAAACAAACCAA
Messenger RNA from Dendroctonus ponderosae (mountain pine beetle), 2160 nucleotides. RefSeq names its product rab GDP dissociation inhibitor alpha (gene Gdi). The transcript has 5 exons. Bases 146 to 1477 code for a protein of 443 amino acids. Gene Ontology annotation, cellular component: cytoplasm. The record is from RefSeq and is a predicted model, not a curated record. Gene Ontology annotation, molecular function: Rab GDP-dissociation inhibitor activity. Gene Ontology annotation, biological process: protein transport; vesicle-mediated transport; small GTPase-mediated signal transduction. NCBI's taxonomy places the organism in Eukaryota, Metazoa, Arthropoda, Insecta, Coleoptera, Curculionidae.